This is a messenger RNA of Marasmius oreades (fairy-ring Marasmius), 3256 nucleotides long. RefSeq lists its product as uncharacterized. Gene Ontology annotation, molecular function: protein binding; RNA binding. The record is from RefSeq and is a predicted model, not a curated record. The transcript is spliced from 22 exons. Bases 66 to 3137 code for a protein of 1023 amino acids. NCBI's taxonomy places the organism in Eukaryota, Fungi, Basidiomycota, Agaricomycetes, Agaricales, Marasmiaceae.
GCACUCCCAAGUCUCCCUUCCCCCCAGACUGAGAUAUUCGGGCUUCUCGCAGGAGCUCAUGAAAAAUGGACGAUAUACAGGCAUUGGAAGCCUUCACAAACGUACUCAACCUAUUAACGGAGCAGCCAUAUGACAUUUCCCUACAUCUCCAGCAUAUCCGGAUCGCUAAUAGCCUCGAAGGAAUGGAUACUGAGGCAAAAGCUGCGCUGGAGACCUUCACUACGUUUUAUGCUGCAGGAGAUGAAGUUUGGCUGCCUCUCAUAGACGCAAAGGAAAAAUCGUCGGACAUGAACUCGGCACAAGAUAUGCUAGAAUUACUGGCGUUGUAUGAACGUGCUGAAGGAGACUAUCUCUCCAUACCACUAUUAAAACGACAUCUCGAAUUCAUUGUCAGUCGAUACGAAGCUUACGCAACGGAGAACAAUGAAAAGCCAGAAGAGUUCGGGGAGAUGUUUUCGAUAGAUUGGACGAGACUAAACAUGACUGAUGUUGUUAAAAAGGGCACUGGGCAUCUCACUGAGAGUCAUUUACUCUGGGACCAGUUGCAGGAGUGGGAAUCAGAAUUGCUUGGGUCAGCCUCAGCGGCGGAGAGACCGGCCUUGACCAUGAAUUUGCAAGCCCUUUUGCUCGAUCGACUGAAGCAACCUCAUUCGACUUCCGACAACACCUUCCAAGUGUACUCCACGUUUACCACAAACUAUAAACCUCCGGAACAAUAUGAGUCAUUGAUGGUAGCCGCUUCCAAGAGUCGAUCACAAGCAGUCAAGGGCUUUCAGCGCCGGGAAGCUUUCGAAACUGAGUUGAAAAACUCCGGUUACUCGUUGGAAGCGUACUCCCGCUACGCAUUCCACGAACGUCGUGCCAAGAACGUGGAUCUACUCCUCAUGAGUACUUUAUACGAGCGCGCCAUUGCUGAGGGUGCAAAACGUCGUUUCCACGAGGAAGCAGGCGCAGAGUCCGCACUGAGAUCAUUUUGGUGCGGGUAUCUAGACACGUUGAGAGUUAAUAACGCGGAUGGGACGACGCAGCUUAACGUCGUCAGGCGAGCGACAAGAAGUGUUCCAGGUUGCGGUGAAGUCUGGGCUAGGUACAUCCGCUUUUUGGAGAGCGUAGAUACACAAAGUCUUGAUCUGGGCAACGACAAUGUACCGGAUAUCUAUGCGAAGGCGCUCAGCCUCAAUCUCCUCCAGUCAGACAUUGAACAAGUCAUCCCAGUUGUCCUUGCUCGCGCUGGAUAUGAAAAACGACGUAUCGAGGGAGGAACUUCGGACGACGAAACUCUAACCACUUUGAUCAAUGUUUUGGAGACUGGAAUCGAUAUAAUUCGAACAGCAUCCAGCGCUGGCGACUCUCGCUUACGAUUGGAGAAAUAUCUCUCGGAAAUUUAUCGAAUAUCAGAGUCAACGGAGAACGCGCUAGAGGUUUGGCAAAAAGCGACUGCAUUCUCCAAGAGCAGUUACCUUGCAUGGACUGCGUACACCGACGUUUUGAUCAAAGCGGAGCUCCAUGAUGAAGCACGACGGAUCUUCAGCGAUAUAUCGAUGAAAAAUCUGGACUGGCCGGAAGCUAUCUGGGAAGCUUGGGUGUCAUUUGAACAUUUACAUGGGAGCGUCGAGCAAAUACAAUCGUGCAUGGAUAAAGUUGAGAAGGCCCAGUACCAAGUCCAUAUAAGGCGUGCAAAAGAAGCGGAGAAAGCCUCAAUGCAAGCGAUGCAGAUGGCUGCAGAGCAACAAGCAUCCACCGUUUCUGUGGCGGAUGUUCCGGUGCCGGACGUGGCCGAAGACGCGAUGGAUGUAGAUGCCAAUAAUGCUGAACGUGGCACCAAACGGCCAGCUGAAGACGCCUUGACGGCAGAUAGUCAAAAACGCCUACGCAAAGAUAAUCCUGCCCCGUUGAAGAGAGAUCGCGAAAACUCGACCGUGUUUGUCUCCGAACUUCCCAACGACGUCACAGAUGAAGACCUGAUUAAUCUGUUCAAAGACUGCGGCAAAAUCAGAGAGACCAAAAUUACUCAAUUACCCAAUUCGACUGUUGCGACUGUGGAGCUCCUUGAUCGGGAUGCUGUGCCCGCUGCUUUGACCAAGGAUAAAAAGCGAAUACGAGGCAACGAGGUUGCAGUUCACCUCGCGUGGCAAUCGACUCUGUACAUCACUAAUUUCCCCGAAUCCGCUGAUGAUCCAUGUAUCAGAAAUCUCUUUGGCAAGUACGGUACCAUUUUCGACGUCCGAUGGCCCAGCAAGAAAUUCAAGAACACAAGGCGCUUCUGUUACUUGCAGUACACAUCACCAACAUCGGCACAAAGCGCCUUAGAGUUACAUGAACACGAGCUGGAACCCGGACUUCGGAUGAAAGUCUUCAUCUCCAAUCCUGAACGCAAGAAGGAGCGAACGGAUCAUGACGCGAACGAGAGGGAAAUACACGUAGCGGGGCUGAACAGGUCUACGACAAAACAAGAUCUACAGAGGUUUUUCCGACAGUACGGUUCUGUUAAAGAAGUGAGAUUGGCAACAGACGCCAAGAACCAGUCGAAGGGCUUCGCCUUUAUAGAGUUUGAGGAAACGCGUGAUGCACAACAAGCUCUCGAGGCGAAUAAUCAAGACUUGAAAAAUCGCCGAAUCGCUGUGACUCUUGCCGAUCCGCGGGUUAAAGGGAGGAACGCAAAAUUUGACAAAGAUACAGGCCUAGGGAAAAAGGCGGAAGCCAAAAAUAGAUCUGUUCGAAUCCGGAAUCUACCAUCGUCAACCCAGGAGGGUCUUUUACAACAAGCAAUCGAGAAAGUUGCCCCAGUCAAACGACUGGAAGUAUUCGCGGACAAGAAUGAAGCCUUGGUUGAGCUUGAAAGCAUUGCUGAUGCAGGAAAGCUCUUGUUACGGGCAGAACCUUUAGUGUUCAAUGGGAACACAUUGUCACUGUCUGAGGAAGCCACCUCUGAGCAAGCUCAAUCGUCCAAUACCUUCGUUCCGAGAUCCGCGGUCUCCAGACCAAAGGCUGGUUUAGGCCAUAAGCGAAGGAUGCCUGUGGCGAUUUCUCGAGGUACACAGUCGCAGUCGGACAUGCAACCCACUUCGAAUCCUGCAUCAGGAGGAGGAACUGGUAAAGGACAGGAUGACUUUCGGAAAAUCCUUGAAGGAAAGUAAGAUAAACUGCUGGGUGUCUGGUGCUAUGUAGCUCUCUCUAUUGUUGAGAAGAAAUUUGUUAAAAGCAAAUAACUUCAUAUUCUUGACCUUUCGGAAUAACGAUAAGAUCUGGACUCCGG